AUGGUCUACUGUGGCCCGCCUUCUAAGGGCUGUGCGAGUUGCCGGGAGAGGAAAGUCAGGAGGAAAUUGGCGCUAACAUGCACAUAUAAUGCCAUGCAGUGUGAUCAAAAGGAACCCAGCUGUGGUCAGUGCGAGAAGAGAAAUGUGUCAUGUCCUGGGUAUAGGAAUAUGCAGGACUUGAUGUUUAGAGACGAAAGCUCUCAUGUGAUUAAGAAAGCAAAAGCCCGCGCCCGCAAGAAGGACGCUGGUGGUACUGUGGACAUUCCAUUGAGGUCUGACCGGAAUCCCAAGCCGUCAAGCUCGGGUACCAAUCCGGCCGCAGAAAAACUGUCAGCCCGUAAGAAGAGGUCCUCGCCACUGACCCCUGAAACUCACCUCUCCACUGGGUCCUCUACCUCGCCCUCCUCACGCAGCGAUAGCAGCAGCUCGUCAGACGAGUCUAAGCAUGAUAAUGACCAGUCUCUGAUACAUGUACCACAAACCGCCACCACCCGACCAAGAUCCCCCGUGCUAAGUUUAUUAUAUGCCCUGAGCCCUACUCAGCACGAGAAGGGGACCGCCUUCUUUUUCUCCCGCUACGUCGCCAUCGACAAGUAUGCCUGUCACCAAAGAUUUGACUUCAUCUACGACAUCUGGACUCCAGGAACGCUGGCGCCAGAACACAAUGUCGACAGCGUCAUGGCCAGCAUCACUGCCGUCGGCCUUGUCGGUCUUUCCAACCUGACCAGCUCCCCCGAAGUGCUUGACAACGCCCGGAAGUCAUACAUCUCGGCUCUCAGACUCAUCAACAACGCCCUGCGUGCUCCGACGGAAGCUAUCAAGGAUACCACGAUGCUGUCUAUUCUAAUCCUGGGACUCUUUGAGCUCAUUGCAGACUCGGACGCCCGCAACAUCAAACCCUGGCAGGAGCAUGUCAAUGGCGCCGCAGCCCUCGCUAAACUUCGAGGUGUGAGCCAGUUCCAGACUCGAGCAGGCAGCAAGAUGUUCAACAUGCUAUGUCAAAUGCUUAUGGUGUCCUGUAUACAGCAGGGCAUCCCAAUGCCUCAGCCACUCCUGGACCUGCGUGCCGAGCUCGCAACCAAAAUCAAUUCGCCCAAGUCCAGCAUCGAAGUCUCCAUGCCAAUCUUCAGGGUAUUACAGUUUCGAAGUGAAGUCCAAAGCGGGAGACUCCCGACCCCGGAGGCCAUCAUAGACCGUCUGAUUGAGAUGGACAAUGAGUUCAAGCAGGUUACGGCCAGGUUACCAGCGUCGUGGGUUCCCCGGGUGUUCAAGCUGUCGCAGUCGCACAGGGGCGUUUUUGGUGGCAUUUACAACGUAUAUCCGUCAAUGGACAAGGCUGCCAUCUGGAACGGAAUCUGGUCCUGCAGAAUGCUCAUCACCGAAACGAUACUCACCGAGAUACACAGUCGUUUCAGGGACGUUGACCCUUCCGAGGUGCCACCAAAUUACGUCCGGGCGUUCAGGGAAGCGAGAACCGAGCUUUCAGAGAUGUGCGUAUCGAUCGUGGCGACUGUACCGCAGCACGCAGGUUUGAUCGGUACCCCUGACUCGACUGGUCUCUAUGACAUGACGACCGGCAUCCCAACGAUGGAAGUCCCAGCCUUUUCAUACGGGUCCGCAGCGGCCUCCACAGACGGCGAUGGCGAAGACUUUUGGAAGUCGGGCUAUAACACUGGCUACGAGUUUGGGGAUUUCGUAGAGCGAACAUUACAGCCCGUUCCUGAUGACAGCGGUCCUACUCUUCUUGAUCCUGUCCGGGCGAUCGCUGACCCCAUGGAGGAGGCUCAUCGCCUGAUGCUCUUGGUGUCGGCGGGCAACAACAUCGUUUGGCCUCUCUACCACGUCGGCAUGUCAUCAGUGUGCCCACCAGCAAUGAAGGCUUACUGCAUUGAGAGGCUAGACGCGGUAUACAAGGAGUCUGGGCUGCGACAGGCAAGCGCCAUCGCCACCAUAAUUGCGAAUCGCGAAGUUUUUCCACGGUGGCUGGAGCUUUCGUUUGCAGAUAUUAACGCAUGA
Messenger RNA from Pyricularia pennisetigena, 2016 nucleotides. RefSeq lists its product as uncharacterized. NCBI's taxonomy places the organism in Eukaryota, Fungi, Ascomycota, Sordariomycetes, Magnaporthales, Pyriculariaceae. Gene Ontology annotation, molecular function: zinc ion binding; DNA-binding transcription factor activity, RNA polymerase II-specific. Gene Ontology annotation, biological process: regulation of DNA-templated transcription. The transcript has 5 exons. The coding region runs from base 1 to 2016 and encodes 671 amino acids. The record is from RefSeq and is a predicted model, not a curated record.